Messenger RNA from Ectocarpus sp. CCAP 1310/34, 1449 nucleotides. The record is from the annotation of a GenBank genome assembly. Lineage: Eukaryota; Phaeophyceae; Ectocarpales; Ectocarpaceae.
AUGUCCGCCCGUAUGUAUUCCGCCCAGAUCAAGCGCUACUCCCCCUCCCAGGACGCUCUGGGAGAGGCGGCGGCUUCGGAGGUACUUCUCGAGAUCUUCAAGUCAAUCCUGCGCGAGUUCGGCCUCCGCCCAUCGGACCUCGCCUCGGGUACUACGGACAGUGGGUCGGACGUCAAGUCCGCGAGCGUCAACGGCCUCUACCCGCAGUACGGGGUUCUGUGGAAUUGGUGUUUUUGCCACCUGAUGGUCAAGGCCGCCGAGGACGGCUUCGGAACCCACGUCGACCCCCAGAAGUCCAAGAACCCGGAAGCGCGCGACAUGCUCAAGAACGUCAUCAGUAUGGUCGGGACCCUCAACAGAUCUUCCAACUUCAAGGCUAAGUUCGAAGACCUUCAGGUGGACCUGUUGGGCGAUGUCCUCAAGAUCCCCAACCAAGCUCCUCAACGGUGGCUCACCCAGGUUCGCACACUGGAGCGCGUCAUCCGCUUGUGGCACGUCCUGAGGAAGCUCUACAGCGACGCGGGAAAAAACUUUCCACUCGAAGAGGGCGACAACAAGAACGCUAUCCUUCAGCUCUUCUCGCUGCUGCAGUCCCUUUCCUCCGUCACGCGUGAUGGCCAGUACGGGAAUGCGCCGAUGCAGGCGGACGUCUUCAUGAAGUUUGGCGAGCUCAAGAUGGAAGUACUGGACCCGUCGAAGCCUCUCAAGGUCUUCGACAUCCCGCCGCUCGGACAGGACGGCCUCCCGGAUCGCGAGGAACAGAAGAAAGCUCUGCCGCACAAGAUGGUGGAACCCGACGACUUGCACCCCGUGGCAAAGAAGGCGCGCAGCAAACUCGGCCGCGCGCUCGUGUCGAGGCUGUACGGUCGUGUGUGGGACCACAACACCCUGGAUCCCUCCUUCUUCUGCGAUGCCUCCUGCCUCCUGACGCCGCCGUUCAGUGAGGGGCACCACCUUUCCGCGAUGAAGCUCACAGCGGAGGAGCACGCCUACUUGCCCGCCGGGUCAGUCGUGGUGGCCCCUACGUCGUAUGAAGAGGUGAAAGAAAAGCUGGAUGGAGUUUGGACCAAAAUCAAGCAGGGAGCCGUCAAAGCCGUGAAGACAGCGCAGAGUGAGGCGGAGGGCAGUGGUGGGGACGGGAGCGGCGGUCUGUUCAAGCGCGCCCGCACUAGGCACUCGGGUUCAUCUCGUCGCAAGAAUCCGGAGGAACACCAGUUCGCAUGUUUCGGGCGCACCGAAACCACCCAGGAGGACAGCCAAGGAGAGUCGGAUGUGGUGGAGGACGAUGUUGGGGGCGAGAUCAUGCGAUACAAGGGAGUCUUCAUCAAAUCAACGCAGCGAAGUCCUCAGCUACUGGAAGAGCAUAGGGAGACACUCAUUUCCCGCCCUCAAGUAUGUGGCGCAGCAAACAUUCGGCAGUCAAGCCUCUGCCGCUCAGGUCGAGAGUGA